AUUCAGCCUGUACAGCUAUCAAGAGAAAUUAGAGACCAAAUGAGUCUGUAAACAUGUUUAUCUCUGCUCUAAAGUUUGACAUUUAAACAUGGGGUUCUAUGGAGAUUGACUCACUGCAGGAGACAGCCUCUAGAGGACACUAUAGGAACUGCAGCUUUUUAUCUCUAAGGUUGGAAACAAAAACUUGUGAAAAGUCCUUCCUCAUCUCUUUGAUUGAACACUGACUGAAUGAAAAUCUAUGUUGGCCAAUUAGACGAGGUUCUUGUGUGUGUGCUUGUGUGUCUGUAUCAUGACAGUGUGUGUGUGCCUUAUUAGCAUGCUCCAUUAGCAUGUGAAUAAGCCUCAGGCUGCAUCGACGUUCUGUUGCUAUUGACAGCCAGUUAUGUUCCAUUGGCCGGUCUUUGUGCUGGUUCACUAACUGUGUGUGUGUGUGUGUGUGUGUGUGUGUGUGUGUGUGUGUGUGUGUGUGUGUGUGUGUGUGUGUGUGUGUGUGUGUGUGUGUGUGUGUGUGUGUGUGUGUCUGCAGGCUCAGUCAGCAGUAAACAAAUGAAUAUUUAAUAUGAGCUCAAAAUGCAUCAUGUGACCCAGAAAAGAUGAAAGUAAACGUUCCUCUUCAGGACACGACGAGAUGAACAGAAAACUAUUAUUAGUAAAAUAACAAUAAUUGAAUGUGUGAUUAAUCUGUUCUUCUCUCACCAUCUCAAUCUGUCUCAGUGAUGGAAACUACUGCUUUGAUCAGUCAGUUUAUUAUUAACUCUUUAUGUUUUAGUGUAAGACUUUAUUUUCAAAUGUACCUGGUUGGUAUUUAGAUGAUAGAAGCAAGCAGAACAAAUGUUUGAUUAAUCAUGACAGAAACAUAAUGUAUUUGUAUAUAAGCAGUGGUUUGGUUUUCAUUAACAGACUCUGUAAACUAAAUAUCUGCACAAGCUCAGUUUUAUUAGACUUACAGAUUUUAUAAAUGUUCAGUUUGUCAGACUUUUAUUGUCUGUUGAACAAUCUUAUAAUUCUGCAGAAUUAUUAUUGAAGUGAGAUAAACAGAUUUUAUUGAUUAUUUUUCCCUCUCCAGAUAAAGCAAACAAUAUUAACAUAUAUAAAUAUAUUAAUUCAAUCCACAUGUGUAAAUGUUUAUUAAUACAUUUUAAUACAGACUAAUGUCACAGGUGUGUGUAGACAGUAUAACAGCAGCUCUACACACAGUGCAGUUUUUAUGAAGCUCUGUGCACUCAUCUUUUCCAGGGCUCUGAUUGGCUGUUCGUGCUGCAGUAGUGUGUGAGUGUGUGAGGGAGCAUGUUUGUGUGUGUUUGAAGUGUGUGCCUGGAGCUGAUCAUUCUUCAGUGAGUCCUCCUUCAGUCUCUCUCUCUGUUUGACUCUGCACUUCCUGAAGCUGUUUUUAGAUUCAUCACUCACUAUGACAGAGUUUAGAAAAGUUUUCAAAGUUUGUAAAGGACGUCACCCAGUCAGUGUACACACACACACACACACACACACACACACACACACACACACACACACACACACACACACACACACACACACACACACACACACACACACACACACCCAGACACACUUUGUGGGUGUCCGUCAUGAUUUAAUAACUUUGCUGCCAUAUUGGAAUGUCAGCAAGAAGAAUUUAGAGCUAAUUAGAUUUGAGCUGAACUUUUGACCUGUGUGUGUGUGUGUGUGUGUGUGUGUGUGUGUGUGUGUGUGUGUGUGUGUGUGUGUGUGUGUGUGUGUGUGUGUGUGUGUGUGCGCGUGUGCGCUUGCAAGUGUGUGUGUGUGUGUGUGUGUUUAAAAUGUCAGCCAUACACAGGAGGAGGCAACACAUGCUCCUGUAAAGUAAUCCAAUGACUCGAAAACACACACACACACACACACACACACACACACACACACACACACACACACACACACACACACACACACACACACACACACACACACACACACACACACACACACACACACACACAAAUAUGAAUUCUGUGUUUAAUGAAGGCUGCAGCUGAAUGUGCUCUGUAACAAAUCUCAAUAUACUGAAAACCGAGGUACACGUUGAAGCGUGGGUUUGACUGUAUGGUUGAUUCCCUACUGUUACUACUGUAGAACUUUAUCAUAAUGUGUAGCAGAGAUUUACAAAAGCAAAAAAACAUUUUUUUUAUUGGUCAUGAACAUAAAAAAGUGGAGCUCUGUUGCUCAUCAGAGGAGCUCCAAACUCCCUGUCCACUCUGAAACCUUCUUUUGUUCUGAACUAAACGCUUUAUCAGACAUUUCCUCCUGUGCCUCCUCCUCCUCCUCCUCCUCCUCCUCCUCCUCCUCCUCCCUGCUCAUGUUUCACCUCCUCUCCAUCUUGUUCUGUGUGUCUGCUGUCUGAGUCCUCUGUGGACGCCUGCAGGGACACGCUGAGGAUAACGUUACACGGCACAAAACCAGAAACUGAACCGCAACUGCCACACACACACACACACACACACACACACACACACACACACACACACACACACACUGGUACAUAAGCCUUAAAUGGAUGGUGGCUGUGAGAGCAGAACAAAUGGGCCCAGUAGGAACAGAAGCAGAGUGCAGGAGAGGUCUGGACCAAGCUGCAGCUCUCACGCUUACAGUGUGACACACACACACACAGAAACACAGAUAUGCGCACAAGCAUGCGCGCACGCACAUACACAGGUUGAUUGGAUUGAGUUUCCUGGGUGGAGCUGGAGCAGUGAAACUGUUUUUUCUGAGCUGCAGAAGUGAGCGAGGAGUCAGAGUCGAAUUAUGCAAUUAUAUCUGCUGCUCUGCAAUGCACCCUGUGUGUGUGUGUGUGUGUGUGUGUGUGUGUGUGUGUGUGUGUGUGUGUGUGUGUGUGUGUGUGUGUGUGUGUGUGUGUGUGUGUGUGUGAGAUAGAGGGUAUCUCCCACGCCUCUCGAGUGAAAUAUGGAAGCUUUCUGCACGGCUGGAACACACAGAGUGUGUGUAUGAAUAUGUAUGAGCUCAUACUGCACAUGUAUGGAUCACAAAUCUGUGUGUGUGUGUGUGUGUGCUGUUAUCCAGCUGUCAGAUGACCGUGAGCUCAGAUAGCAGCUCCUGAGGCGACGUCAAGGUCAGAGCUGCUGUAGUGUGUGUGUCUGUGUGUGUGUGUAUGUGUGUACUUCAGGCCCUUUAAACUGUGUGUGAGCAGAGAUAGCAGCAGUGUCUUUGGGAGCGAGAUGAGAGGAAGUGUCUCCAAGCUGAUUAAUAGGACACAUGUAAAGUGAACAUAUGAACAUAUACGUUAAUGAGUAUUUCAGCAUGAAUAAAUAAAGACAUGAGAAAGAUGUGUUGUUGUUAGCGUGUAUUAGGACCAUUGACUGUAUAUACAAGGACAGCGUGCCUCAGCCUCCUUAUGCUGUCCAAAGAUGAAGCCAAAAUAUCCCUGUACCGGGCACUCACAUAUUGAGAAUUUGGAGCCAGAGUCUGUGCUGUAGAAAUCGACGGGAAGAGUAUUGGCAUCCCGCCCCUUCCUCUAUCCCAAAAAACACAUUUAACUUCCUGGCACUGAUAAAAGGUCAAAGGUCCCUCAGGUGGUUACAGUCCAGCAGGAGGGCGGGAUGAAAUGGUUUUUCAAGAGGCUGCCGCAGCUUUCAGCCUGUCAUUGAGGGUUGAGACAGCAUUUCAGGCAUGGCAACAGCCAGCGAUGGGCUUCCAAAGCCCCCUGAGGUAACAGAUGGGGGACCCCACUCAGGCUUCCCUCCAUUAGCAAGUGCAGUUUGUGUUAAAAUCACAUUUUAUUAUCAUCAGCUCCAAUGACAUCUCUGAAAGAUUGCUGACUGAAUCUUUAGAUGAAACAUCAUCAGAUAAUCCAAAAUAUUUCUCUAAUAACUGAUUAUUUCUGCUUCAGACUGAAUGUGUGUUUGUGUGUGAGUGUGUGUGUGAGUGUGUGUGUGUGUGUGUGUGUGUGUGUGUGUGUGUGUGUGUGUGUGUGUGUGUGUGUGUGUGUGUGUGUGUGUGUGUGUGUGUGUGUGUGUGUGUGUGUGUGUGUGAGUGCGGUGUGUGUGAGUGCGGUGUGUGUUCAGACUGAGAGCAGGUAACCAGAGAACUCCCCCACCUUCUCGUCUCCCUCUUUCCUCCCCUCUCUCCCUCCUCCCUCUCCUCUUGUUGUUGAGCUGCAGGAUGGAGUGAUGAUGAUGAUGGGAUGGAUUUGAACAUGGGCCGGUGGGCAGGCAUGCAAGCCCCUCUCCUCGGCCUGGCCCUGCUGCUGCUGCCGUUGCUUCUCUUCCAGCCUCCUCCCUGCAGGGGCCAGAACAUCCAGGCGGCCCCUCAGAAUGGCCCCCACUUCGGCUUCACUCGGGCGGUCUACCACGCCACGGUCUACGAGAACUCGGCGGCACGCACCUACGCCAACAGUAAAGUUAAAAUGGGGAUCCACCUGUCCCAGCGCUCCUGGGAGAUCCGCUACAGGGUCACGUCGGGAGACGAUGAGGGCUUCUUCAAGGCCGAGGAGUACGUGCUGGGAGACUUCUGCUUCCUGCGCAUAAGGACUAAAGGUGGUAACGCCGCCAUCCUAAACCGAGAGAUUCAGGAUAACUAUGUCCUGACGGUGAAGGCCUCUGUGAAGGGGGAGGCCCUCCUCGAGACCUGGACUAAAGUCAGCAUCCAGGUCCUGGAUAUGAACGACCUGCGACCGCUCUUCUCGCCCACCACCUACUCCGUCACCAUCGCCGAGAGCACCCCCCUCAGGACUAGCAUAGCACAAGUCACUGCCACGGACGCAGACAUAGGCUCCAACGGGGAGUUCUACUAUUUUUUUAAGGAGAAGAUGGAGCUGUUUGCCGUCCAUCCGACCAGUGGCGUGGUCUCUCUCAGCGGAAAGCUCAACACAGACGAGCAGAACCGCUACGACUUGGAGAUCCUGGCCGUGGACCGCGGCAUGAAGCUGUACGGGAAUAACGGCGUCAGCAGCACGGCCAAGCUUUUCGUGCAUGUAGAGCGCAUGAACGAGCACGCCCCCGUCAUGAACGUGGUGAGUCACAGCCCCUCGUGGCUGGAUAAAAACGCUGUGUAUGCCAUGGUCACCGUGGAGGACCUGGACGAAGGUCUGAACGGAGAGAUUGACUCGGUGGUUAUUGUAGGGGGAGACCCGUCAGAGCAGUUCUUUGUAGAAAGAUCUGAUGAAGGCGAGUUUGCCAUAAAAGCGUCUGAGUCCGUGAACUGGGAGGCUUAUCCUCAAGGCUGUAACCUGACUCUGCAGGCUAAAGACCGGGGGACCCCUCAGAAGUUCUCCUCUGUGAAGGUGGUCCACAUUAAGGUGAAUAAACGGCAGGCGGCAGAUACUAGAUUUGAGAAGGAGGUGUAUGACGUCAGUCUGAACGAAAUCUCGCCGCCAGGCACGAUCGUAGCUGCUGUUAAACUCAAACCAGAGCCUGACGACGCAGAGUAUAUCCUGACUCCUUCUGCAGACUCUGCUUUCUUUCAAAUGAACACCCUGACUGGUGUCAUCUCCACCGCCCACUGGUUCACUCAGGUGAGCCGGGAUGUCUACAACCUGGAGGUGUUGGAAAUAGACAGCGAGCUUAAAGUGAAAGUGCGGGUAACCGUCGACGACGCCAACGACAACACGCCAACGUUUGAUCAGUCCUCUUAUGAGGUUCUGGUGAAUGAAAGUGUUCCAGUCGGGACAAACGUGUUCACAGUGUCGGCAGUGGAUGAGGAUAAAGGUGAGAAUGGAUAUAUAACCUACAGCAUCUCCAGCCUGCAGCCGCUGCCUUUUAAGAUCAAUCAGUUCUCCGGUGUCAUCAGCACUACUAAAGAACUGGACUUUGAAUCCUCCUCAGAGAGCUAUGUGUUUGUAGUCCGGGCGUCAGACUGGGGCUCACCUUACAGGAGAGAGAGUGAAGUCAACGUCACCGUCCACCUGGAAAACAUUAACGACAACCAGCCUCUGUUUGAGAGGGUGGGAUGUCAGGGGGUCAUCACCAGAGACUUCCCUGUAGAUGAAGUGAUCACCACGAUGUCCGCCAUCGAUAUCGACGAGUUAGAGUUAGUGAAGUAUAAGAUUAUCUCUGGGAACGAGUGGGGGUACUUUGACCUGAACCCAGAUUCGGGGGUCCUCUCACUGCAGCGUUCCCUUUCCGCAGCCAGCCCAAAGAACGGUGUCUUUAGUCUGAAAAUAACCGCCACAGACGGCGAGAGCUUCUCUGACCCCAUGUUCGUCAACAUCUCGGUAGUCCAUGGGAAGGCUCCUCCAAAAAGUUUCAACUGCAAAGAGACCAGAGUUGCCCAAAAGUUAGCCGAAAAGUUACUGAAAAAAUCCAAAGCCGGCACUAAGCCCAAAAUGGAGGAAGGUUUCAUCGACCUUUUCUCGGUCAAUCGGCAGACGCCCCAGUUCGACAAAGCUUUCCCCACGGACAUCGCUGUUCGGGAAGACCUGAACGUUGGCUCAAGCGUUUUCAAGGUGAACGCCUACGAUGGUGACACAGGCUUCAACGGUCAGAUUCUGUACUCCAUCUCCGACGGAAACACCGACAGCUGUUUCACCAUCCACAUGGACUCUGGCCUCAUCAGCGUCUUCCUGCCGAUGGACAGAGAAAAGAGGGAUCGCUACCUCCUCAAUCUCACCAUCUACGACCUCGGCCUCCCUCAGAGAUCCGCCUGGCGUCUGCUCACCGUUUACAUAGAGGACGGUAAUGAUAACGCUCCCCAGUUUCUGCAAGAUGGAGGCUAUAAGGUUAUCAUACCUGAAAACACUGCCAUUGGAACAGACGUCAUCCAGGUCGAGGCGACUGACAAAGAUCUGGGACCAAACGGUGAGAUUGCGUACUCCGUUCUGACCAGCACUUCCCAGUUUGGUAUCAACUCCUCUAAUGGGAUUGUGUACGUCGCCGGCCAGCUGGAUAGAGAGUUUGUUCCAGCUUUCAACUUGAAGAUCGAGGCAAGGGAUAAGGCAGAGAGGGGGAGCCAGAAGUUUUCUGUGACCAGUCUGAAAAUCAUUCUGGAGGAUGUGAACGACUGCCCCCCGCUGUUCAUCCCCAGUGUGUACAGAGCCCGGGCUCUGGAGGAUCUCCCUGUAGGGACUGUAGUGGCCUGGUUGGAAACCCAGGACCCAGAUUUGGGUCUGGGAGGCCAGGUGAGGUACUCUUUGGCAAACGACUACAACGGAUGGUUUGACGUCGACCGGACCAGCGGAGCUAUUCGACUCACAAAGGAGCUGGACUACGAGACGCAGCAGUUUUACAACCUGACGGUGAAGGCCAAAGACAAGGGGAGACCAGUGUCUCUUCUCUCCGUCACCUUUGUGGAGAUCGAGGUUGUGGAUGUGAAUGAAAACCUCUACGCCCCGUACUUUUCCCACUUCGCACUGACAGGAUUAAUCAAAGAAAACGCUCGUAUUGGAACUACCCUCCUGCAGGUGACCGCCAACGAUGACGACACCGGCAGAGACGGAGAAAUCCAGUACUCCAUCAGAGACGGGAACGGACUCGGACGCUUCUCCAUUGAUGAAGAGACAGGUAUGAUCUACACCACUGACAUGUUGGACCGCGAGACCAAGGACUCCUAUUGGCUGACUGUGUACGCCAGUGACCACGGCGUGGUCCCUCAAUUUGCGUCGAUCGAGGUGUUCGUUCAGGUGGAGGAUGUGAACGAUAAUGCUCCUCUGACCUCGGAGCCUCUGUACCGACCUUCAGUUCCAGAGAACUCCCCCAGAGACGUCUCCGUCAUCCAGAUCUACGCCCAGGACCCCGACGCCACACCCCCGUCCUCCCCGGCCGACCGCCUCACUUACAAGAUCAUCAGCGGAAACCCCCAGAACUUCUUUAGCAUCAACACGCGCACAGGUCUGAUCACGACGACCUCGAGGAAACUUGACCGAGAACAACAAACAGAGCACGUCUUAGAGGUUCUGGUGUCGGACGGCGGUCCCAGUCCCCGGCAGAGCACGGUCUGGGUCAUGGUUCAGGUUCUGGAUGAGAACGACAACAAGCCCACGUUUCCGGAGAAGGUGUUCCAGGUCAAACUCCCCGAGCGAGAGAGGAGGAAGAAGAGCGAGCCCAUCUAUCGAGUGUUCGCCUACGACCGCGAUGACGGGCCCAACAGCGACCUCUCCUACAGCAUCGUGGACGGGAACGAGGACGGGAAGUUCUUCAUCGACCCAAAGACGGCUCUUGUGUCAUCACGCAAGGCCUUCACGGCGGGGAGCUAUGACAUCCUAACUAUUAAAGCGACGGAUAACGGGCGUCCUCAGAAGUCGUCCACCGCUCGUCUUCACAUCGAGUGGAUCCGUCGUCCUUCUCCCUUCCCCCUCCCCCUGCUCUUCGAUGAGCAGUUUUAUAAUUUCACCGUCAUGGAGAACGACAAGGUUGCCGAGAUCGUGGGCGUGGUCUCCCUGCAGCAGGGCUCUGCCCCCUUGUGGUUUGACAUCACAGGUUCCAGGUCUUUCCGUGAGAUGUUCUAUAUUCUGCAGACGUGUGGCAGGAACUGUUCCUCAGAAGGUGGGAACACAGACACCGUGUUUGACGUGGAGAAAGCUGUGGGCACCAUCAUCAUCGCGAAACCUCUGGACGCUGAGCAGCGCAGCUUCUACAACCUGACGGUGCAGGCGACCGACGGAACAAACACAGCCUACACACAGGUUCACAUCACCGUCAUCGACAACAACGACAAUGCUCCCAUCUUCUCCCAACCAACCUAUGAUGUCACCAUUUCUGAGGACACGCCCCCUGACACUGAGGUGGUCCAGGUUCUGGCUUCAGACCGUGAUGAGCACCACAAGCUGACGUACUCUCUGCAGAGCUCCAUCGACCCCAACAGCAUGCGUCUGUUCCGCAUCCAUCCAAACCUGGGCACCAUCCACACGGCUCAGAGGCUAGACCAUGAGGCCUGCGCCCAGCACAUUCUCACCGUCAUUGUAAAGGACCAAGAGUUCCCAUACAGGAAGAACUUGGCUCGUGUGCUCAUAGAAGUGGAGGAUAUAAAUGACCACGUGCCCAUCUUUACCAGUGCUCUGUAUGAAGGCUUAGUCUAUGAGUCAGCAGCAAUGGGGUCAGCUGUAGUCCAGGUCACCGCUCUGGACAAAGACAAAGGCGAGAACGCAGAGCUACGAUACUCUAUUGAAGCAGGGAACACUGGAAAUGCAUUUCUCAUUGAACCAGUUUUGGGAAUCAUCACAAUUGCACGUGACCUGGACUUAUCUAGCAUAGGCCAUUACGUUCUCACAGUCAGAGCGACUGACAGUGGAUCCCCUCCCCUCUCCACCACCACCGUAGUGCGUAUCGCUGUAACCCUCUCUGACAAUGCCGGCCCAAAGUUCCCUCAGCCCGAGUACCAAGCUGAGAUCACAGAGAACGCAGCGGUCGGGACCUCUGUCACCACAGUCAGUGCAGUCAGUCAGUCCACCCUCACCUAUGACAUCAAGCAGGGAAACACAAACCGUGUUUUCCAGAUAAAUCAGUACAGUGGAGUGAUUACAAGUCAGAAACCUCUAGACUAUGAGACUACAGCUUCUUACACACUGAUAGUCCAGGCCUCAAACAUGGCUGGCAUGGCCUCUAAUGCUACUCUGUUAAUCCAGGUAGUGGAUGAGAAUGAUAACCCACCUAUGUUCCAGCAGCUUCACUAUCGUGGCAGCAUCAGCGAGGCAGCACCAGUCAACAGUGUGGUCCUAAACUCAGAUGACUCACCUCUUGUAAUCAAAGCCACUGAUGCUGACCGCAACCAAAAUGCUCUGUUGGUUUACCAGAUUGUUGAGGACACAGCCAAAAUGUUCUUCACAGUGGACUCAGGAACUGGCUCCAUCAGAACCAUUGCUAAUCUGGACCAUGAGACAUUUGCCAGCUUCCACUUCCAUGUUCAUGUCAGGGAUAAUGGCAGGCCACAGCUUACGGCAGACAGUCCUACUGAGGUCACAAUACAAGUGAUUGACACAAAUGAUUCUCCCCCUCGCUUCAUCCAGAAUGCCUACGAAACGGUCCUGCUACUCCCCACCUAUGUGGGAGUGGAAGCUUUGAAGGUUUCAGCCAUAGACCCUGACAAAGAAGUCUCUACAGAGCUUACAUACUCUCUGACUGAUGGAGUACUGGAGCACUUUGCCAUCCAACCUUCCAGUGGAGUCAUCAUAGUCAAAAACAACAACUUUUCCAAAGAACGAUUUCGCUUCAGUGUCAAAGUUUCAGAUGGGAAAUUCUCGAGCUCAGCUCUGGUAACCAUUCUUGUCAGAGAAGCUCUGGAUUCUGGUCUCAGCUUCACCCACAGUCUUUAUUCCUCGUCUAUUGAAGAGAACGUAUCAAACAUCACUAAAGUGGCUGUGGUCAAUGCAGUGGGAAAUCGUCUCAAUGAACCAUUGAAGUACACCUUGUUGAAUGCAGGUACACGCUUCAAAAUCCGUCCAACUUCAGGUGUGAUCCAAACCACAGGUAUACCAUUUGAUCGUGAAGAGCAAGAGUUCUAUGAACUGGUCGUUGAGGCCAGAAGGGAGCAUGACCGUUUACACGUGGCCAGAGUUCUGGUUAAAGUCCAAGUGGAGGACAUAAAUGAUAAUGCUCCUGUGUUUGUUGGACUUCCUUAUUAUGCAGCUGUUCAAGUAGAAGCUGAGCCAGAUUCACAUAUUUUCCGGGUCAUGGCGGUAGACCGCGACAAAGGCAUUAAUGGAGAGGUGUCUUAUUAUCUCAAGGAUGACCACGGUCACUUUGAGAUUGACAGGCAGACAGGUAGUAUCAGCCUUAAGCGGGCCUUUGAGUCCGAUUUGUCUAAUGUGGAAUACCAGAUGGUGAUAUAUGCCAGAGAUGGAGGAUAUCCUCCUCUCUCUUCUACUACAGAGUUCCCUAUAACUGUAGUCAACAAAGCUAUGCCUGUUUUUGACAAAUCAUUUUAUUCUGUCACUGUGAAUGAGGACGUGGCUGUACACACGCCCAUCCUCGGUAUCAAUGCUACCAGUCCUGAAGGCCAAAACAUCAUCUACACCAUUGUUGACGGAGACCCUUCCCUUCAGUUUGACAUUGGUUUUGAUACCGGAGUCAUUAGUGUCAUCCAUUCUUUGGACUAUGAAACAUCGUCAUCCUACCACCUAACCAUCAGAGCCACUGACUACCUGACCGGAGCUCGUGCUGAGGUGGAUGUAGAUGUGGUAGUCCUUGAUGUUAAUGAUAACUUGCCCGUUUUCCAGAAAAUGUCUUACGGGGUUGUUUUGUCUGAAACUGUUAUGAUUGGGACUCCAGCUCUUCAAGUUAUUGCCAAUGACAAAGACUCAGAGAAAAACAAUGUUGUCCGCUACCAGAUCUUUUCAGAUGUUCAUAACAGCACAGACUACUUUCACAUUGAUAGCAGCAGUGGAUUAAUCCUCACAGCUCGAAUGCUAGACCAUGAACUAGUCCAGAAGUAUGACUUCACUGUUAGGGCCACGGAUAACGGCUUCCCACCACUGAGCAGUGAAGUGUCAGUCAUAGUUGUGGUGAAUGACAUGAACGACAAUCCUCCAGUUUUCAACCAGCUUCUCUAUGAGGCAUACGUGAAUGAGUUAGCACCCAGAGGACACUUUGUAACCUGUGUCCAGGCCUCAGAUGCUGACAGUUCUGACUUUGACAAGUUAGAGUACAGCAUUUUGUCAGGAAAUGAAAGAAUGAACUUUGUGAUGGACAAGAGGACAGGAAUCAUCACAUUGUCCGGCCACCGUAAGCAAAGAAUGGAGUCUACCUACAGCCUUAAUGUUUCAGUAUCUGAUGGGGUGUUCACCAGCACAGCACAGGUUCAUGUAAAGGUGCUGGGGGCCAACCUGUACAGUCCUGUCUUUGGACAGGGUAUGUAUGAGGCAGAGAUACGAGAGAACUCUGCCGUGGGGACCAAAGUUAUACAGGUGAAGGCUACAGAUGCAGAUCCUGGAGUCUUCGGAAACGUUGCUUAUUCCUUUGUUAAUGAUGUCGGCAAAGACCAAUUCAGCAUCGAUGCAAGUGGUCAGAUCAGCACAGUGGAGAAGCUUGACCGUGAAGACCCGGCUAAUAAGGACAUUAUUCUGACAGUAGCAGCACGGGACUCAGGUGGACGUGUCUCCUAUUGUACAGUACAAGUUACCUUGUUGGAUGAUAAUGACAAUGUACCUCUGUUCCGAGCCACAGAGUACAGAGCUUCAGUCAAGUCAGAUGUGGCUAAAGGUUAUUUGGUGACACAGAUUCAGGCUUAUGAUCCUGACGACAGCACUAAUGCCAAAGUGACAUAUUCUCUGUACAGCGAGGCCCACGUGCCUGUGGUAGACAUUUUGGAAAUAGACCCAGACAAUGGCUGGAUGGUGACCAAAGGUAGCUUCAGCCACUUGAGGAAUUCUGUUUUAUCUUUUUUUGUGAAGGCUGUGGAUGGAGGAAAUCCAGUUCGACACUCUCUUGUGUCCGUCUACAUCCAUGUUCUUUCUCCAGACACCUUCAUUCCCUCCUUCAGCCAACAUCAAUACAUAUUUCGCAUGCCAGAGGACACCCCUUUAGGUUCAGCCAUAGGCACAGUGCGCCUCAACCCCCCUCCUGGACAUGCCUCUUUUACUGCAUCCUUUGCUGUGAUUAACGGAGAGACUGGAGAAAACAACCAGGAUGGGGUGUUUGUGGUGGAGAAGGACACAGGUGUGAUCAAGCUUGAUAAGCCUUUGGACCACGAGGUGAUUAAAGGAUACCACUUUAAAGUCUUGGCAACUAUACAACAGGCCAAACUGGAUUCUGUGACUUCUGUGGAUGUUGAAUUCAAAGUGUUGGAUCUAAAUGACAACAAACCAGCCUUUGAGGCUUUCUCCUAUGAAGCCACAGUGAUGGAAGGAAUGUCAGUCGGAACUAGGAUCAUACAGGUCCAAGCAACAGACCCUGACUCUGGGGCUAAUGGUCAGGUGACAUACAGCCUGGGGGCAUUGAUCCAGUCAGAAGAGGACUCCGAUGCAUUAGCUGACACUUUUAGCAUUGACAGCAACACAGGCUGGAUCUCCACACGCAAAGACCUGGACCAUGAGACCAAUCCAUCGUACACUUUCACAGUGGUGGCCUCAGACCUUGGAGAGACUGUGUCUCUUUCCAGCAUCACCACAGUGACUGUAGCCGUCUCAGACAUCAACGACAACCCUCCCAAGUUUCUGGAGAAAAAUUAUGUUGGCUCAGUUCAGGAGAGCGACCCGCCGGGGGAGGUGGUGGCUGUGCUGAACACCAGAGAUGAUGACAGCUCAGCUGUGAACCGACAAGUCAGCUACCACAUCACUGGUGGGAACCAUCGUGGCGUGUUCGCUCUCGGCCUGGUUCAGGGCGAGUGGAAGAUGUAUGUGAAGUGGCCUCUUGACCGGGAGGAGUGUAACCUCUACAUCAUUAACGUCACCGCCAGCGACGGACUCUUUGUUUCCCAGGCAACUGUUGAGGUGACGGUGAUCGACACCAACGACAACAGCCCUGUGUGUGAGCAGGCUGUGUAUUCAGCCUCUGUCUCUGAGGACCUCCCCCUCCACAGCCCCCUUCUGGUGAUCAGAGCUUCAGACGGCGAUGCGGGCAUCAACUCGUGGAUCCAGUACUCCCUCCAUGGUCCAGGAUCUCAGGACUUCAUCAUGGAGCCGGACACAGGUGAGAUCAAGUCCUCGGUGCUCCUGGACAGGGAGGUGACGCCCAGUUACCGGCUGGUUGCCCAGGCGACAGACGGCGGCGGGAGGUGGUGCCGUGCGGAGGUUCAGCUGGUGGUGACGGACGUGAACGACAACCCGCCCAUCUUCACCCAAUCACAGUACACCGCCAGCGUGUAUGAAGACACCGCCACCAAGGCCCUGCUGACCCGCAUCCAGGCCAUCGACCCUGACCAAGGUCCGGGUCGGGUGGUGGACUACUCGCUGGCCGACUCUGCGGGAGGAUCCUUCUCCAUCGAUAAGUCGUCGGGCAUCGUGGUGCUGGAGCGCGUUCUGGACCGGGAGGUGCAGCCGGCCUAUCAGAUCACGGUCCACGCCUCGGACCAGGGCUCCCCGCAGACCCUCUCCUCGCUCGUCAACGUCACCAUCACCGUGCUCGACAUCAACGACAACCCGCCUGUUUUCGAACGCCGCGACCAGCUGGCCACGGUGCCAGAGGACGUGGGCGUGGGGACGGAGGUUCUGAGGGUUCACGCUGCAAGCAAAGACAUCGGCACCAACGCAGAGAUCAACUACAGCAUCCGGUCAGGAAACGAGCACGGGAAGUUCCACAUCCACCCACUGACAGGAGCGAUCCUUGUCGCCCAUCCUCUGGACUACGAGACCUGCAGAGACUACUUCCUGACGGUGGAGGCUCGUGACGGUGGCACGCCCCCGCUGAGCGCUAUCACCACGGUGAACAUAAACCUGACAGACGUCAACGACAACGCACCCAUGUUCAGCAGAGACCUCUACACGGCCCUGGUGUCAGAGGACGCCACCAUCGGAGAGCCUGUGGUCCAGCUGUUAGCGGAGGAUGUUGACAGUCAGCAGAAUGGAGCCAUCCUUUACUCCAUCAUCAGUGGAGACCGGGACAGCUCGUUCUUCAUCGACCCACUGCAAGGGAUCGUCAAGGUCAACAAGCAGCUGGACCGAGAGACAGUCCCCAGUUACUCUCUAUCAGUCCGGGCUCUGGACAGCGGGGCCCCGCCCAUGUCCUCCACUGUGAUGGUCAACAUCGACAUCUCUGACGUCAACGACAACCCGCCCACCUUCUACCCCGCCAACCUGUCCACAGUCAUACAGGAAAACAAGCCUAUUGGGACCACCAUCCUCCAGCUGUCGGUGACAGACCAGGACUCCUCUCACAAUGGCCCCCCCUUUGAGUUCAAGAUCCUGUCAGGAAACUCAGGAGGAGAGUUUGUUCUGGAGAAAGACGGGACGCUGGUGGCCAAUCAGGUGUUCAGGAGAGACCUGGCAACUGAAUAUGUCAUCCAGAUACAGGUGUCAGACUCGGGUAAGCCCCGCCUCUCUUCCUCCUCCAUGCUGACGGUCAGAGUGAUUGAGGAGUCGCUCCAUCGCCCUGUAGCUCUACCUUUAGAGGUUCACAUCGUCACCAUGGAGGACGAGUUUCCUGGAGGUGUGAUCGGCCAACUGCACGCCACCGAUGCUGAUCCCUACGACGCUCUGACCUUUGGCCACGCCCCCCCGGCCCAGCGCAGCCUCUUCAAGAUCAAUCCUCGCGAUGGGAAGAUCAUUGCUCUGGGGGGGCUGGACGCUGGCCGCUACAACCUGAACGCCAGCGUGAGUGACGGCCGCUUUGCUGUGCCCGUGCCUGUGAGCGUGCACGUAGAGCAGGCGACCCCGGAGAUGCUGCGCGAAGCGGUGACCGUGCGUUUCGAGAGCGUGGCGCCGCAGGACUUUGUGGCUCUGCACAUGAGGAGCGUGUUGAAGGUGCUGCGCCAGGCCGCCGCCUCGCAGCAGCAGGACAAGCUGCACAUGCUCAGUCUGCAGCCGGUGGGCGGGACCCAGCAGUUGGACAUGCUGGUCGCCGUGGAAACGGCAGGGGAGGGUUACUACAAGGCGGCCUACCUGACGCAGAAGCUGAGCGCGUCGCGGCGGCGGCUCGAGGAGGUGCUCAGGGUGUCGGCCAUCUUGGAUAAGAACUGCUCGGGGCUGGAGUGUCGUGGGGCGCAGUGCGAGCAGAGCAUCAUCCUGGACUCGCACAACCUCGCAACAUACAGCACGCCACGCAUCAGCUUCGUGUCCCCGCGCUUCCACCGCACCUCACGCUGCACCUGCACAGACUCCAGCUGUGCUGUGCUCUCUGAGCAGUGUGAGGACCAGCCCUGUCCAGCAGACAUGCAGUGUGUCUCUAUCGAGGCCAGCAGAGGGCGCUACGCCUGCCAGUGUCCCCCUGGAAAACUGGGAGAGUGUGCAGGGCACUCGUCUCUGAGUUUCUCAGGUAACAGCUACAUUAAGUACCGUCUCUCCGAGCGUCUUCAGCCGGAGCUCAAGCUCAGCCUGAGGAUCAGAACGCUGCAGAGCCGAGGAAUCAUCAUGUACACACACACUGAACCCUGCACCGUGCUCAAGCUGGAGGAGGGGAAGCUGUGGUUCCAGCUGACCUGCGCUCUCUCUGACGGACCCUCUGAUGACAUGUUGGGGAUCUCUGGUCGGAGGAUAAAUGACGGCGGCUGGCACACGGUCACUCUGGAGAUCAACAGGAACUACAGCAGCCUAGCGCUCGACGACAGCUACGUGGAGCGACGCCGCGGACCACCAUUCAUCCAGCCGCUGGCUCCAGACAGAACCAUCUACUUUGGAGCUCUGGUGCAGAACCCAAACUCUCGCAGCCUGAUGGAGUCUCAGAAGGACCCGCGGGUGCUGGAGGGGUUUCAGGGCUGUCUGGACUCCGUGAUGCUCAACAACAACGAGCUGCCGCUGCAGAACAAACGCUCCCGAUACGCUGAGGUGGUGGGGCUGACCGAGAUGAAGCUGGGCUGCAUCCUUUACCCAGACGCCUGUCUGCAGCAGCCCUGUCGAAACGGAGCCACCUGCACAGGCCUGCCCUCUGGUGGCUUCUCGUGCAGUUGUAACCCCCAGUUCACCGGGGGGCGCUGUGAGAUGGAGAUAACGGCAUGUGUUCCUAACCCGUGUCAGAACGGAGGAGCAUGUAAAACCAUCGGGAACGCUUUCCUGUGCAGCUGCAGGAGAGGAUUCAAGGGCCUGACCUGUGAGGAGGACGUGAACGAGUGUGACCGCAGCAACCCGGAGGGCGAGUGUGAGAACGGCGGCGUGUGCGUCAACACCCACGGCUCCUUCUAUUGUAACUGCACGGCGGGCUUCGUGGGUCAGCGCUGCAGCCUGCGGCCCGUCGUCGUCCCCGACAUGCAGGCGGGACACGCCGUGGUCGGCAAGGAGGAGCUGAUCGGCAUCGCCGUGGUGCUCUUCGUCAUCGUCACCCUCAUCAUCCUCUUCAUCGCCUUCAGGAAGAAGGUGUUCCAGAAGAACUACUCCAGGAACAACCUGUCGCUGGUCCAGGACCCCGCCACCGCUGCGCUGCUCAACAAGGCGAACGGUGUCCAGUUCAAGACCCUGCACUGCUCGCCGGGAGACCCCCUCAACCUGUACUCAGAGCCCACCAUGGUGGGGGUCGGUGGGAUGCUGGGACCCCCGCAGGUCCCCGUGAGGCCCAUGGCGUACACACCCUGUUUCCAAGGCGACCCGCGGUCCACGCUGGAGAAGAUGGUGGACGGUCGGGGGGUGGAGCACACAGAGAUGAGCACCUUCCACCCAGAGUCCCCCAGGAUCCUGUCGGGGACCACCAGGAGGGGGGUGGUGGUCUGCAGCGUGGCCCCAAACCUGCCGGCGGUCUCGCCCUGCCGCUCCGACUGCGACUCCCUCCGCAAGUGCCCCUGGGACAGCGACGAGGGUAAGAUGGCCGACAUGGCAGAGGAAGUGACCUGUUUCUCAGGGAGCAACAAAGGCAGCAACUCAGAGGUCCAAUCACUGAGCUCCUUCCAGUCUGACUCGUGUGACGACAACGCCUCCAUAGUGACUGUCAUUCGACUGGUCAAUGAUGCAGUCGACACAAUCGAGAGUGAAGUCUCUGUUAUGGAUCACGGUCAAAGCUACAACAGAGCGUAUCACUGGGACACGUCGGACUGGAUGCCGAGCACACGGCUGUCCGACAUCGAGGAGGCUCCCGGCGGUGAGGCAGCGGGGUCAGCCCCCCGCCUCACAGGAAGCACGCGUGAACUGGAGUCGGACUACUAUCUGGGGGGCUACGACAUUGACAGCGAUUACCCGCCUCCCCACGACGAGGUGUUCUUGUCCCAGGACCAGCUUCCACCCCCCUUGCCCACAGCUGAGGACUACCCCGAGGCCUACAUGCCGCUGGCCGCCAAUCCCCCAGCGUCCAAGGACAGCACCCUGAGCUCGGGCAGCGCAGGCCGUCAGAACGCCAGGCCGCACUUCCACCCCAGCCAGUACCUGCCCCCCCACCAGCUGCCCUUGGGCGAGCAGCCCCACGGGGACUUCGGUGCGUCAGGGGGCGGGGUCACCCCAGGAAACGGGGGAGACACCGAGGACUCUGUGUCUGUGAACAUACGUCUGUCUGUCGGGGCGUCGUCGGCCUCGGACAUGUCUGCCCCCUGUGGGCUGGAGGACUCGGAACACGGCAGUGACUUUGACAGUAUGGAUGAGCUGCGGCGAGGAGUGACCAUCAUCACAGACUCUCAGCAGCAGACGGAGGUGUGAUGGUAAGACAGAUGAUUGGAGGAAGGAGGAUGACAUCGAGCAGAUGGCAGGACACACACAUGAAUGUCAACACAGAGGGAGACAUUACACCGACUAAAACAAACACUGUACACACAACAUCCACCAUGAUGAAACAAGUCUGUGUGAUGUCAGUGUCCCCCGCUGUACAGACCAAUCAGAAGUGUCCUUCCUGCUGCAGUAGGGAGUCAUGGACAUGUGUUCAGAGCGGUUUAGAGAAUGUGACAGAUUGAUCUUUAGAGAUGACAUGUACAGAUGUGGUAAAGUGAAGAAAAGGAGAAGGACAAUCAUGAAAGUGAAACAGUUUGUAAUGUUCCUGCUCCUUCAAACGUCCAUCACACCUCCUCUUUCUAAAAAAAAAUAAGAAAAAAACAAAAUCCUCCUUUUCUGUUCCCUCCUCUUGGAUUUGUACAUUUUUGUAGCACUUCCAGAUUGUACAGACUUUGUAAAAUAGAACGAGCUUACUGAUGAAAAAAGUGUGUUCUGGACACAUUUCAGAGAGCCAUGUAUGUGUUUAAUGUGGAAUGUGCUCGCUCCUGUCCAAAAAAAAAAAAAAAGAUAAAGUUCCCACAAAGCCAUGAGACAUCAGCCAUCAUAAUGUUCAGUGAGCUUCCACUGGUAUGUUUGUACCACGUUUGUGCAGAAGUCAAGAGCUGCUGUUGUUUUUAGUCUGCUUUAAGGAUGUUCUCAUCAGACCAAGAAUACAUUAAAAAAAAACAUACACAAUACUCUUAAUUUAAUAUCUGAAGACUAUGAUCCUUGGUUAAAAAUGAAUCAUAACGUAAAAUGAAAACUAAAUCAUGUUUACACACAAAAGGUUUGGAUUGACUUUAUAAUGUUUUACUAAAGUAAAGGGUCUGAAUGCUUCAUCCAUCAACAGAUAACAGGAAGUCCUGGAA
Messenger RNA from Labrus mixtus (cuckoo wrasse), 19038 nucleotides. RefSeq names its product FAT atypical cadherin 3a (gene fat3a). The coding region runs from base 4172 to 18121 and encodes 4649 amino acids. Gene Ontology annotation, biological process: homophilic cell-cell adhesion. Gene Ontology annotation, cellular component: plasma membrane; cell-cell junction. The transcript has 31 exons. The record is from RefSeq and is a predicted model, not a curated record. NCBI's taxonomy places the organism in Eukaryota, Metazoa, Chordata, Actinopteri, Labriformes, Labridae. Gene Ontology annotation, molecular function: calcium ion binding.